CGGUGAGUCUGGGGGUAUGACAUCGAUGUUUCUCAUUCGAGGGAAUACGAUGUCGUCGUUAAUCCCGGUAGUACGGUGAAUUUCAACUAUUCAACCAUAACUUAUAUCAGGAUUCACUUGAACCGAUGCAAAUAAUCUAAAAUAUAUCUACUUCUCACUAUAAGUUGUGUCAUUCCAGUGCAAAAUAAGCAGCAAUUGUUGGUGUGACCAACCACCUCGCAUAAGAGAUAUCAUCUCAUCGUUUCUAUUAAAUCGUACUAUUUCUCACGAAGCUCUUCAUCUAAUCCAUGUACUCCUCAUUAAGUCGCAUAUAAAAACAACACGAAAUGGGUGAUAUAAAAACUAUCGAGGGUACCUUCGACGUCGACGGCGCAAGCCUCUUCACCAAGUCCUGGCUCCCAGAAGGUCCCCUAAAAGCUAAACUCGUCUUAAUUCACGGGUUCAGCGACCAUGUAGACCGCUACUACGAUUUCUUCCCCACACUAGCCCGUCGCGGCGUCGCCGUCUUAGCCUUCGACCAGCGCGGCUGGGGCCGCAGCGUGAAAAAGACGUCGGACCGUGGGCGCACGGGUCCAACAUCCACGGUGCUCGCCGACAUUGCAGCUUUCAUCCGAGCGAAAGCGCUACCAGGAGACGACGUACCGAUUUUCGUUCUCGGACAUUCUAUGGGCGGCGGUGAAGCCUUAACGUUAGCUAGUACACCGCAAUACGAUGACCUAAUUGUUAAAAUCCGAGGUUGGAUCCUCGAGGCCCCGUUCCUGGGUUUCGCACCCGCGGUACAACCGAGUAGACUUACAGUCGCCAGCGGCCGUCUCGCCGCCCGCGUGGUCCCGCAUUUUCACCUCUACCGCCCGGUGCCGCCGGAACACGUAUGUCGGGACCCGGAGGUGCAGAGGAGCAUCGCGGCGGACCCGUUGCUGCACGACACGGGUACCUUGGAAGGAUUAGCCGAUAUGAUCAGCCGCGCGGAGAAUCUUUCCGCGGGGAUCGUUACGCCCAGGCCGGGAGUCAGGUCCUUAUUUCUAGCACACGGGACCGCGGAUAUGGUGGCUAGCUAUGGAAGUGUGGAGGCGUGGUGGGAGAACCAAGGGAAGAAGUUAAAGGACGGCACGUUUAGGCCGUAUGACGGGUUUGCGCACCAGUUGCAUGCGGAUCCCGGGAAGGAGGAAUAUUAUCGGGAUGUGGGGGAUUGGAUACUGGAGAGGUGUGGUGGUGAUGGUAAUGAGAUGGUGGGAAAGACGCCCGAGGCUAAAUUGUGAAGUGUGCCGCAAAAGGUUUUCGAGGUAGGGUGGUACACGUUGUGCUAUUUACAUAAGUCUAUGCGAUAUCUAGUUAUGUUUUUGGAUCGUAUGUAUGUAAGAUAAUGUUAUGUGCCGAAAAAGGGUACAAUGGGAAGUUGAAUAUCUGGUUUUCUAGGAUUAUACAUAAUUCACAUGUAACAAUCUGACAGUAUUACGAUUUGCUUAA
Molecule: messenger RNA, 1467 nt
Organism: Hypoxylon trugodes
Lineage: Eukaryota; Fungi; Ascomycota; Sordariomycetes; Xylariales; Hypoxylaceae
Product: alpha/beta-hydrolase
Exons: 2
Coding region: 327-1259 (310 amino acids)
Cellular component (GO): membrane
Molecular function (GO): lipase activity
Source: RefSeq, a predicted model, not a curated record